AUGAUAAAAAAUUAAGGAGCAGUGUCAGAAGGCAUUGAGUAGAAAUUUAAUAACAAGAUCAAAUCAUUGUAGAGUUAGCAAACUGAUCCCUUUAUUAUCGUCAAUGGAAAUGUGUAAAAUAUAGAUUACAAUGACGACAUAAAAAGAGAGAAGGCAUUCUAUGAAUUUGCAUUAAGCAACUUGAAUAAAUUUAAAAAUAGCAAUUAAAAUAUCUAAUUCACCAGAAUUGAUUAGCAAUUUUUAUUUAAGCAAAUAGGAGAAGUUAUUGUAAAUCCUAUUGUUAAAUCUGCAGUUCAUGUUAAGAAUGUAGAAGAGAAGGAAUUGAAUUAACAAGGAAAGAAAAUUUAAACACUUCUUACUGCAAAAAAAUCAAAUAAAUAAAAACAUGAAAAAAUUAUAGAAGAAAUAAGAAAGGCAAUGAAAAAAAAACCAGUUGAUGAAAUAGAUAAGGAUGAAAUUUAAGAAAUUGAGCAAAAAUAAAAGCCAAUAAAUAAUUUAAAAAAGAACAUUAAGAAGAAGAAAACAAAAAGACUUGGAAAAUUAGCCAGAUUGCACAAAAGGUUAAAAAUAAACAGUAGAAAAUAAAAAUGA
Messenger RNA from Paramecium tetraurelia, 591 nucleotides. RefSeq lists its product as uncharacterized. The record is from RefSeq and is a predicted model, not a curated record. The transcript has a single exon. NCBI's taxonomy places the organism in Eukaryota, Ciliophora, Oligohymenophorea, Peniculida, Parameciidae.